Penicillium mononematosum is the source of this 1545-nucleotide messenger RNA. RefSeq names its product cytochrome P450. The coding region runs from base 1 to 1545 and encodes 514 amino acids. The record is from RefSeq and is a predicted model, not a curated record. Gene Ontology annotation, molecular function: heme binding; oxidoreductase activity, acting on paired donors, with incorporation or reduction of molecular oxygen; monooxygenase activity. The transcript is spliced from 3 exons. NCBI's taxonomy places the organism in Eukaryota, Fungi, Ascomycota, Eurotiomycetes, Eurotiales, Aspergillaceae.
AUGACGUGGAUCUUGAUCGCUGCUUUCAUAGUAGCCUUCCUUGUCUACCAGCUCUCUAUUUCCACUUUGUUUAGCCCACUUGCGCGAAUUCCCGGUCCAAAGACUUUCGCCUUGACCAAAUUCAAAUUAGCGUAUGAAGACUACAAAGGAACUCGCACGCGAAAGAUCAACGCUCUCCAUCAGCAAUAUGGACCCGUCGUUCGUAUCGGUCCCAGUGAGGUGACGUUCAACAGCACCUCUGCCUUGCGUGCGAUCUACGGCGCCGGAAGUGGCUUUGAGCGCACUGGGUUCUACCACAUGUUUGAGGUUUACGGUCGAAAGAACAUGUUUUCGUUUGCGACCGCGAAGCAGCAUGGAGAAAGGAAGAAACUCUUUGCCCACGCCUACGCCAAAUCUGUGAUGCUCAAAGGACAGAAUGCAGAAAUGGUCGAGCAGAAGGUCAAGCUUUAUAUGGACCUUUUGGAGCGCGAUGGGGGGGGAAGCGAGAUAUUCUCUACCUUGCAUUAUUUCUCCCUAGACACAAUCACUGAGUUUCUUUACGGAUCUUUCGGCAAGACUGCAUGUCUCGAGGGGCUGGGUCAAGACCGCGCGCUCAUCGGAGACAUCAUCGACACUGCCCGCCGCAAGCUAUCGUGGUAUGCAGUUCAUUUCCCUCACUUCACGGAAUGGCUUUACUCUCGGACUGGGCUUAGUGGCUGCAUUGCGAAAUGGUUGUACCCAAUGCAGCUGCCAACGACUUACAGCGGUAUCCGACUUCACGCGAUGAAAGCUACUCAGAAAUAUGCCAGUGCUUCUGCCAGUGAGAAAGCGGGCGCAUCAGCACUGAUCUCCAGACUGUGGAGCCACCACCAUUCUCAAAAGUCGAAUGGAAUAGAUGAUCUCGAUAUUGCAUCGGAAUGUGCAGAUCAUCUUCUGGCCGGCAUUGACACCACCAGCGACACACUGAUGUUCCUGAUUUGGGCUCUUUCGCGACCAGAGAACAAGCGGUUCCAAGACAAACUCAUCGAGGAAGUCUGCAAUAUUCCCGAAGACUCGCUCAAUGCAAAUGGCAUUCCCAAGGUAGAAAGCAGCGACAGGCUCUCUUACCUCGAUGCUGUUAUCAAGGAGACACUCCGCCUCUACGCACCUCUUCCCGGAUCAGAGCCACGCUCACUUCCCACGGCAGCCACAAUUGAUGGCUACACGAUUCCGCCACGAACGGUGGUUUCUAUAUCCCCGUACGCGCUUCAUCGUAACCCUGAGGUUUUCAAAGAUCCAACCAAAUUCAAUCCUGAUCGCUGGUUGGAUCCCUCCGAGAACGUGGCAGAUAUGAAGAAAUGGUUCUGGGCAUUUUCCAGUGGAGGAAGGAUGUGUAUUGGAAUGCAUCUGGCAAUGGCAGAAAUGACUACUUUGGUAGCGGCGAUCUAUCGAAAAUACAAAACCACACCCAUGGGGGAUUUUGGCACCGUCUCUCCUGGCAUCACAGGUCGGUAUGAGGUGUUCUAUGAUGAAACUUGUAGUAAAAUGCGGGAGCAUGAGUGUCAGAUCGAGUUCACGCCACAUUGA